Rhineura floridana is the source of this 551-nucleotide messenger RNA. RefSeq names its product ribosomal protein S17 (gene RPS17). The transcript is spliced from 5 exons. The coding region runs from base 98 to 505 and encodes 135 amino acids. The record is from RefSeq and is a predicted model, not a curated record. Gene Ontology annotation, molecular function: structural constituent of ribosome. Gene Ontology annotation, biological process: translation. Gene Ontology annotation, cellular component: ribosome. NCBI's taxonomy places the organism in Eukaryota, Metazoa, Chordata, Lepidosauria, Squamata, Rhineuridae.
CGAGAAGUCGUUGUCUUUGGUUGCCCCUCCGGCCCGCAAUGCUUUAUAGCCCUCUUCCCGGCAUCCUUUGCUUUCUUUUCGAUCGGCUGCCGUCGACAUGGGACGUGUGCGCACAAAGACGGUGAAAAAGGCCGCCCGGGUCAUAAUUGAGAAGUACUAUACUCGUCUUGGGAAUGACUUCCACACAAACAAGCGUGUGUGUGAGGAGAUCGCCAUCAUCCCUAGCAAAAAGCUACGCAAUAAGAUUGCAGGGUAUGUCACCCAUCUGAUGAAACGCAUUCAAAGAGGGCCAGUUAGGGGCAUCUCCAUCAAACUGCAGGAAGAGGAAAGAGAAAGAAGAGAUAACUACGUCCCUGAGGUCUCUGCCCUGGAUCAGGAGAUCAUUGAAGUGGACCCUGAUACCAAGGAAAUGUUAAAGCUCCUGGACUUUGGCAGCCUGUCCAACCUGCAGGUCACACAACCUACUGUAGGGAUGAACUUCAAAACCCCAAGAGGUACCAUCUGAAGCCAUUGCCGUACUGUCACUUUUUCAAUAAAUAUAUAGGAAGAAA